CCAUCACUAGCACACUGAGCCUGGCUUUUGGGCGUUGUUUUCGUAGCAGCAAAGUGGCUGAAAUUAAUAACAUUUAAGAGCAGAAGUGUGUAACACACCUGAAUGGGACUUGUGCCAAUCUCAGUGACCACCAAUCGCGCGCAAAUGACCAUUGAGCAUUGUGCAGCAGGCUAUUGAGGCUCUUGCAAGUGACCACACCCCUAUAAGACUAUGUCCACAAUCGAAGAGGAACGCAAGGCGUACGAAAAGAAUCCCUACUUCACCGGCCACAUCUACGGCAACUUCUCGCCGUUUUAUGUGACCAUUGCCAUCUGCACGGUUGUCCUGGGCACGAUCAUAAUACUGAACAUUAUCUUGGGCUGCUGCUCCAAGCAUCGCAAGUACUGGCAGGACAGGCACACGGGCAAUCGCUGGUUGGUUUCCAUUUGGUCUGCCACGCCCCACAAUCAGCCGCCAUUGGAUUUCACUGAGCUGAAGGACGCCUCAUACUUUCAGCGCUUCCAUCCCACAACCCAUCAGCAAGUGUUCCCCGACGACGUUGUCAUCGGCGUUGACGACUUGGAGCCCGUGCACUCGGCGCACCAUCAUCAUCACCAGCAGCAGCACCAGCGUCCACCACGUCCAGAGGGUCGCACUUUGCACCAGCAGCGCCAGCGCGAGGAAUACGUGGAGUUGCAGAAGCGCGAGAGCGACAUCUAAGUAGCAAUGGCUCUUUACUUCCUUUAUCCCGCCGUGGCCGCCGUCGCCCUGUUCAUCGUGGGCGUUAUCAUUGUCAUGCUGCGCUACGGACCGCGUUUGUGCGGUUUGCGCCACCAUGCGCUUCCCGAUGACGAGGAUCUGCGGGGAAAGACGUAUGAGCAUGAGAUUAGCUAUGCCUAAUAUUGGGGUGUUCAGGGGUGUCCCAUUAAUCCCAUUCAACCAAUGGGUAUUGUUGGUGAUUUCUUGGACAGCCCUGCCUUUAAUUUACAUACUUAUACAUGCCGGCAAUGCUACGAAUUGCUUCUUAUAUAUCUCUCUCCCCCCAAAACUAAUCCUAGCUACUGUAAGAGCCCACUAACCCGUCUGCACCCACCAACCAUAUCAGUUUUGCAUGCAGUACAAAUAGUUUCAUUAGCAACCAGUUUUGUUCGAGCCGAUUCCAUUCCAUUAAUCGCAAUCUGACAAUGUGCCUUUCACGUAGAGACUCGUAAGAAAUUUAUACCGUCCAAGUGUCUUUUCUAGCGCCGUAAGAUCGAAUUGUAUUUUUACAUUUAAUACCCAUUUAGGGUAGUCUGUCUACAGAUGCUGCAUUUAAUGUUGUCCAAUAUUCUACUCGUAUGAAAAUAUCAGUGUCUUGUAUCUACUACAAACUCUAUACAUUUGUAUUCGUCCAUUAGUUUUGUAAUAUUGUAUUUUGAAGUUGCAUCAAAUAAAUCUACGGCCCCCAAAAU
This is a messenger RNA of Drosophila melanogaster (fruit fly), 1430 nucleotides long. It is a transcript of the gene wrm1, whose product is annotated as wurmchen 1. The coding region runs from base 211 to 699 and encodes 162 amino acids. Lineage: Eukaryota; Metazoa; Arthropoda; Insecta; Diptera; Drosophilidae. The record is from RefSeq and is marked reviewed. The transcript has 3 exons.